UAUAAUUAAUUAUCUAAUCUUAGCAUUAAAAUGAAUGAAUUUUGAAGGAGAUCAAGUUUUGCUUUUAUUGUUUAAGUGUUUUCUUAAGUUUGUUUAAAUUUGGAUACCUUUUGAUUUAUGCAAACUAGAUCACAAGGUGGUCAAAACCUUUGUCCUUUAAACCAAGAACUCUCUAGAGAGUUAAGGAAGUUGAAGAAAGGCUCAUCCAAUCAGUUGAAAGAGUUUGAACCAGUGGAGAUAAACAUGGAGACCGGUGAAUCUAGCAACCCAGGCCAAAUGUCUCCCGGAGGAAGUAGUUCCCGAGCAAGCCCGAGUCAAGGAGCACACACGGAGGCUCAACCCAAUACCUCUCAAGAUCCAGUGGCACCGGUACGAAUACCAAUCUCUACCUCCAUGGAAAAUCCGAAUCUAAAUCCUUAUUUAGGAGGAGGAUUAGGUUUUCAAUUUCCACCGCAACUACAAGGGGCCGGGAUGCAAAAUUUUCCUCAUCUUUUGAACCCAAAUUUCUUCACAAACCCUAUGUUUGACCCAUACCAGAAUUUCCCUCAAAGAGCCCAACCCUACUUCUACCAAAGAGCACAAAAUUUUCAACCCAUGGCUACUCAUCUGGCUCCCCAAUUUGAAGAAGAAGAUUGCAUUGCCUAUCCCGGAAUCGAGGCCAAUAACUUUGAACUCAAGACUUCCAUGAUCAACUUGGUGCAAGCAAAUCAAUUUGGAGGUUCAAAGUUGGAAGAUCCUAAGGCGCAUAUCACCCAUUUCGACAGAAUAUGCCAAACUAUCAAGAUGAAUGGGGUGUCUAUGGAUGCAAUCAAGCUGCGAUUGUUCCCAUUUUCGUUGAGGGAUCAAGCUCUGAGUUGGCUCAAUUCCUUCGGGCCAAAUCAUUUCAACACAUGGGACCAACUGUACAAAUCUUUCAUGCAAGAAUACUAUCCACCCUCCAAGGCUGCAAAAUUGAAGAAGCAAAUCCAGAAUUUCCAGCAAUUCGGAAGUGAAAAUCUGUACGAGGCAUGGAAGAGGUUCAAGGAUCUCAGGAGGCAGUGUCCUAGGAAUCUCCUAUCUCCUGGGGAUUUCAUUUCAUCUUUUUACGAAGGAUUGCUGGACAACUACAAGACAGUGUUGGAUACUUCUUCUAUGGGGGGAGUGUUUCUUGAUAUGACGCCCGAUCAUGGAGAGCAGCUGAUAGAAAGAAUCACAGCCAACACUGCGUAUUGGUACAAUGAAAGAGUCGAGCAACCAAGGAAAGAGAAAGCAGUAGGUAUGUUUGAAGUGGAUGAGAAGGUUGCCAUGCAAGCCCAACUGGAUUCGAUCCAACACAUGUUGAAAGAAAUGGUGUUGAAUAAGAAGGCGAAUGCUCAGUCAGUCAUUUCCUCAUCCCAGAUGCCACCCACACCACAAGCCUACUCGAUGGUACAACCAACAACUCCAAGCCCACCACCAUCUUCAACUAUGGCUAUGGUGCUCAGUUGCGCUAUUUGUGGCGGUGCUCAUGCUUCUCAAAGUUGUCAACUAUUGGAACCUGGCAGCCACAACUCUUAUUCAACUGUAGAGCAAGUUGACAUGAUUGGAUACCAAAGACCUCAAGGCCAAGCGCAAUGGAGGAAUCAAGUCAAUCCUUCUUGGAGCAAUCAAGGUUUUCAAGGGAGAAAUCCACCUCCUGGUUUUCAAGGCAACCAAGGCUUUAGAGGUGGAUAUCAAGGCAACCAGCAAUGGAGAGGAAAUCAAGGACAUGGUACGAGCCAAGCAAAUACUCAGAAUCAGCAAGGGUUUUCACAAUCAUCUCAAGAUCCGGAUAUGAAAACCUUCAUGAACAUGAUUAUGACACAAAUGAGUAAAUUGCAAACCGAAGUUGAAGGUCUUCGAGCUCAACAACAAGGAGGAGGUGCCCAAGCUUCUACCCAACCUUCAUUUAAUGGUAAACUUCCAGCAAGCACUGAAAAUCCUAGGAAUCAAGUCAAUGCUGUUGUAACUAGAAGCGGGAAGUCUUUGACUGAUCCACCCUUUCCAGACGAUAACAUUGCUCUUGAAGAUGAAGGGAAAGAAAAAGAACUUCUACCACAAAAAAGAGAUCCUGAAGGACAAGUGCAGACAAAGGAGGAUACUAGCCAAGGUAAAAAGAACAAGGGCAAGCAAAUUGAUGAUUCAGUGAUUCCUUGCAACUUAUUGCCAUUUCCACAAAGGUUGUGGAAGUCCAAAGAAACCGAGAGGGAGAACAAAUUCAAAAUGAUGCUUGACAAGUUGGAGAUAUCUAUGCCUUUUGUGGAUGCUGUUACUCAAAUACCAUCAUACAAGAAAUUCUUGAAGGAUAUUUUGAGUAAUAAAAAGAAGCUGGAGAAGAGUGCAGUGAUAGAUCUUAGUGAGGGAGCAUUGGCAUGCGCUGCAAUACAAAAGAAUCUACCACCAAAGUUGAAGGAUCCUGGAAGUUUUGCUAUUCCAUGUAUCGUUGGAGGAUUUGUUGUGGGUCGUGCUCUAUGUGAUCUCGGAGCUAGUGUGAGCCUCAUGCCUUACUCCCUUUGCAAGAGGCUUAACCUUGGAGAGCCGAAACCCACUACCAUGACACUUCAAAUGGCGGAUCGCUCAAUAAAGCGCCCAGUGGGAGUAUUAGAAGACAUCCCAGUAAUGAUCGAUCAAUACUAUAUCCCGGGAGAUUUUGUGAUUCUUGACAUUGAGGAAGAUGCCAAGGUACCCAUAAUCCUUGGUAGACCAUUUCUAGCCACAGCUGGGGCGAUCAUUGAUGUAAAAAGGGGGAAGCUUGUUAUGGAAGUGGCCGAUCACAAGAUUGAAUUUGAUAUAUUCAAAAUGGCCAAACACCAACCAACUUACAUUGAUGAAUGCAAUAUGGUGGAAAUUUGUGAGGUAAACCCUAGUGAAGUCUUGAAGAUUGACAAGGAGUAUUCGAUUGUUGAAGAACUUCUUGAGAAAUUUGGAAUCUACACCCAAAAGGAGAUGGACACAUGCGAGCAAGGGAUUUUUGAUCAAGGUGAGGCUGGAGAAAGAAUUUUUGCUGCUCUUGACCCGCUAAGAGAGGAACAUGCACCAAAGGUAGAACUAAAACCUUUACCUCCUAGCUUAAGGUAUGUUUUUCUAGGCUCUAACUCCACUUAUCCUGUAAUUGUUAAUUCUUCUUUACAUAGUGAUGAAAUUGAUAAGCUGCUUAAUGUGCUUAGAGAACAUAGGAGGGUAAUUGGUUAUACUAUUGGUGAUUUAAUUGGCAUUGAUCCUAAGUACUGCAUGCAUAGAAUUUAUUUAGAAGAGAAUGCCAAACCUACUGUUGAACCCCUUAGGAGAUUAAAUCCCAAUUUGAAGGAUGUAGUUAAGAAGGAAAUUUUGAAAUUGCUUGAGGCCGACAUUAUAUACCCUAUUUCGGACAGCAAGUGGGUGAGUCCCAUACAUGUUGUUCCGAAAAAGGGCGGUAUAACGGUCAUUGAAAAUGACAAUAAUGAGUUGAUUCCUACUAGACUUGUUACUGGUCAUAGAAUGUGCAUUGAUUACAGAAAAUUGAAUAAGUCUACUAGGAAAGAUCAUUACCCCCUUCCAUUUAUUGAUCAAUUGCUUGAGAGAAUGUCCAAGAAUGAAUACUUCUGUUUUCUAGAUGGUUUUUCAGGAUAUUUUCAGAUUUCUAUUCACCCAGAUGAUCAAGAAAUGACAACAUUCACAUGUCAAUAUGGCACCUUUGCUUUCAAAAAGAUGUCAUUUGGUUUGUGUAAUGCACCAGCUACUUUUCAAAGGUGCAUGAUGGCAAUCUUUUCUGAAAUGGUGGAAGAAAUCAUGGAAGUAUUCAUGGACGAUUUCUCAGUUUAUGGUAAGUCGUUUGAUGAUUGUUUGAUAAAUCUUGAUAAAGUUCUGUGCAGGUGCCAAGAAGUCAAUUUAGUUCUGAAUUGGGAGAAAUGUCAUUUUAUGGCAACUGAAGGCAUAGUUCUUGGCCACAAAAUUUCAGCAAGGGGAAUUGAAGUAGACCCGGCAAAGAUUGAAGUCAUUUCAAAAUUGCCACCCCCAAGCUCGGUAAAAGGAGUAAGGAGUUUUCUUGGUCACGCUGGGUUUUACAGAAGAUUCAUCAAAGAUUUCUCUAAAAUUGCAAAACCCCUCACGCACUUGCUUGCGAAAGAGGUGGCGUUUAAUUUUGAUGAAUCUUGUCUUAUUGCUUUUAACAGAUUGAAGGAAGCUCUAUGUCAUGCUCCAAUCAUUCAACCUCCUGAUUGGAAUCUACCGUUCGAAUUGAUGUGUGAUGCGAGUGACUAUGCAGUUGGGGCGGUGCUAUGCCAAAAGAAGGACAGGUGCUACUAUGUGAUCCAUUACGCAAGCCACACACUUGAUGAUGCUCAAGUCAACUAUGCAACAACUGAGAAGGAGCUUCUUGCGGUGGUGUUUGCUAUGGAGAAAUUUCGGUCCUAUUUGCUUGGGAGCAAGGUGAUAGUUCACACCGACCAUGCUGCUUUGAAGUAUUUAUUCCAAAAGAAAGAUGCAAAGCCGAGGCUGAUCCGAUGGGUGCUCCUACUUCAAGAAUUUGAUCUGGAGAUUAGAGACAAGAAGGGAUCCGAGAAUGUUGUGGCCGAUCACUUGUCCAGACUUGAAGGUCAAAAGGAUGAUGAAUUGCCCAUAGAUGAUUCCUUCAAGGGAGAAACAUUGUACAUCUUGACUGGAUUAGGAAAACGGUAUGUGCCAUGGUUCGCAGACAUUGUGAAUUACCUGGUAAGUGGCUACAUCCCUAAGGAUUUUAAUUUCAACAAAAGGAAAAGGUUUUUGCAUGAUGUGAAAGAUUACUUUUGGGAUGAGCCACUGUUGUUCAAAAGAUGUGCAGAUGGGAUUAUAAGAAGAUGCAUACCAGAAGAGGAAUUCAUAAGUGUCUUGAGCCAUUGCCAUUCCUCUCCUUAUGGUGGACACAUGAGUGCCGAUCGCACAGCUCUAAAAGUCCUACAAUCUGGACUAUUUUGGCCUAGCUUGUUUGCUACUGCAAGGGAAUUUGUGAGCAAGUGCAACAAUUGUCAAAGGACUGGCACUAUCAAUAGGAAACAUGAAAUGCCUCAGAAAGGUAUACUCGAAGUAGAACUCUUUGAUGUAUGGGGAAUGGACUUCAUGGGUCCAUUUCCAAAGUCAUUUGGGAAUGAGUAUAUCCUAGUAGCUGUGGAUUAUGUGUCUAAAUGGGUGGAAGCUGUUGCAACCCCAAGGAAUGAUUCAAAGACAGUGUUGAAAUUUGUUAAGAAGAACAUUUUUUCCAGGUUUGGAAUGCCAAGAGCCUUCAUCACUGACAAUGGCAAGCAUUUUUGUAACAAACUCUUGGAAAAGAUUCUUCUCAAGUAUGGCAUUCAUCACCGACUUUCUACGCCAUACCAUUCUCAAACUUGCGGACAAGUCGAGUUGGCAAAUAGGGAGAUCAAGUCAAUCCUUGAAAAGGUAGUGAGUCCAACAAGAAAAGAUUGGUCUUUAAAGCUAGAUGAUGCACUAUGGGCUCUGAGAACUGCCUACAAGACCCCUAUUGGUGUCUCACCAUUCAAACUCGUCUUUGGAAAAUCAUGUCAUUUGCCGGUUGAGUAUGAACACAAGGCAUAUUGGGCAGUGGCAAGAUUGAAUCUGAAUGAGGAUUUGGCAAGAGAAAAGAGGUUGAUGUGUUUGAAUGAGCUUGAAGAAUUCCGGAUGGAUGCCUAUGAGAAUGCUAGGAUCUACAAAGAGAGGACCAAGUAUUUUCAUGAUAAAAGGAUUUUGAGGAGAUACUUUGAACCUGGAGACCAAGUUCUACUCUACAACUCAAGACUCAAGUUGUUCCCAGGUAAAUUAAAAUCAAGGUGGUCAGGACCAUUUCAAGUGGAAGAGCAUUUUCCCUCAGGAGCAGUUGCAAUUUCCAACAAGGAGGGAAAAACAUUUGUGGUUAAUGGGCAAAGAUUGAAACUGUUUAAUGAGGCAUUCAAGGAGCAGGAAGCAGAGAGGAACGAGGCCAAGGCAGUUUGGGACCUCUUCCAGCCCAUAUAUGAAUAAAGAAUCAGGGGUCGAGCUCAUGACCUUAAACGAGCGCUUCUUGGGAGGCAACCCAAGAUUUUAUUUGAUGUGAUUUUUAAUUUGUUGAUUUAAUUUUCCUAGUUUCAAUAAUGGCAGACAUUGUACUAUCGCUCUUUUUACAAAAGCCAUUCGUUAGUGCUCAGCAAGCCCCGGAAAUCGAGAUUGGUGUUCAGCUCUCAGGUUAGUAUGUCCUGUUCUUUAUCCUUUAAAAUUGUCUUUUCUUUCUUCUGAUAAGGAUUCUUGACUUAGCUUGUUGUUUUUCCCCAACCUCUGCUUACUUUCUCAUUCUUCUUCAUUGAUGUGAUUCCUUGCUAUUUAAUCUUUCUAAUCAAAUGACGAAUCAUGCUUCAUCCUCUUUUCAUUCUCAAUUCAUUUAUUGUUCUGAUUUUGAUGAUACCUCAAUUUGGGAUGAGAUGAAUCUAACUCCUCUCUAUGAUUUUGAGAAUGAGUUUCAUGAACUCAAUCAACCAACUGUUAGAGCUGAGGCUGUUGCUGAAAUUGAACCUUCAAGGGAGGUAGCAUUUCAGAGGAAAGAAAAAGAGGAGAAAAGGAUAUUUUCGAAAAAGCUUAGGUGCAGGGAGUUAGGGAUUUCCGAAUGGCCGCAGAAAAAAUUCUUAAGGUUGGAGGAUAACCUGGAAAUUUCUACUCCUCCUCCUUACCAGUAUAACCAUUCCAUUACUGAGAACUCCCUCUGGGAUUAUCAGUAUGAGGAAUGCACUUUGGCUCCCGUAGGUGAAGCUUCAAGAUCCUCGAGCGAUGAACACAUUCGCAGUUUUGGCCAAGAAUUUGAUUCUAUCUGGAAUUUCAAGGAUGAAGUACCAGAAGUAAAAGAAAUCAAUGAGGUUGCAACUGAGGAAAUUAUAGAAGAAGCAUCCAACCCAGUCAUAACCAUUGUGGAUAAGAAGAGCACCUCUGAAAAAUCUUGGAGCAUUGAAAUGAUUUCAAAAUUCUUCCACUUACCAGUUGUCCAGGCGGCAAGGGAAUUACACAUAGGAAAAGACAAGCUGAAGAAAAUAUGCACCGAGUUGGGAAUCAAUCAAUGGCCACAUAGGAAAUUACAGUACAUGGAUCGACUGUUGAGCAAGUUUAAGAAA
Ipomoea triloba (trilobed morning glory) is the source of this 7082-nucleotide messenger RNA. RefSeq lists its product as uncharacterized. NCBI's taxonomy places the organism in Eukaryota, Viridiplantae, Streptophyta, Magnoliopsida, Solanales, Convolvulaceae. The transcript has a single exon. Gene Ontology annotation, biological process: DNA integration. The record is from RefSeq and is a predicted model, not a curated record. Bases 118 to 5967 code for a protein of 1949 amino acids. Gene Ontology annotation, molecular function: nucleic acid binding.